Molecule: messenger RNA, 2882 nt
Organism: Arvicanthis niloticus (Nile rat)
Lineage: Eukaryota; Metazoa; Chordata; Mammalia; Rodentia; Muridae
Source: RefSeq, a predicted model, not a curated record
CGCGCUCGGCAGCCGUUAGGGUGGGGCCCUCCGCGGGAGGGGCAGGGCGGAGCGAAGCGAGCUGGAUGGCGAUUGGCCGAACCCCCACGGGAAACGACUAGGCGCGGGCAGCGUGCGCGCUCCCGUCGCGGCGGCGGCGGUGGCGAGCGGCGUCAGAGCUCGCUGGGGGGGGUUGACGGCUUCUGGCGGGUGUCGGUGUCGGGAGGAGGCGAGAGUCGGCUUAGCCCGUGUCGCGUCUGUCUCAGGAACCGGACGGAGAGUGAGGGCACGAGGGCUUGCUCUCGAGGGGGCUGCCAUCUUCCACGUCCACGCCGUCCUGAGAAGCGCAGCCCGGACCCUCCACGACCCCUCCGACUCCCCACUCGCAGGCCUCGAGGCCGCGGCGGCCACCGAGACAGCGCCGCACCUCCCCCACCCCUUCCCUCGUCCCCCGCCCGACAGGGCCCGGCUGGUGCCCCACCCCCGCCUGCCUGCCUGCCUGCCCGCCCGCUACGCCGCCGCCAUGUCGGCGCAGGCCCAGAUGCGCGCUAUGCUGGACCAGUUAAUGGGCACCUCUCGGGACGGGCCCUGGUGGUGGCAACCGCCUGUGUGCCACUGAAAAUCGUGCCGAUGCCUGGCAUACUGCAUAAAUGGAAGCAGGGUACCGCGAGAUACUACUCGUCAACGAAUCAAAUUCAGUGAUGACAGAGUAUGCAAGAGCCACCUUCUCAACUGUUGCCCCCACGAUGUCCUUUCUGGAACAAGAAUGGAUCUUGGAGAAUGCUUGAAAGUCCAUGACCUGGCAUUAAGAGCAGAUUAUGAAAUUGCAUCUAAAGAACAAGACUUUUUCUUUGAACUUGAUGCCAUGGAUCAUCUGCAGUCAUUCAUUGCAGAUUGUGAUAGAAGAACAGAAGUGUCUAAGAAAAGAUUAGCAGAAACUCAAGAAGAGAUAAGUGCUGAAGUGGCAGCAAAGGCAGAGCGCGUUCAUGAGCUAAAUGAGGAAAUAGGCAAGUUGUUGGCCAAAGUGGAACAACUCGGAGCUGAAGGAAAUGUGGAAGAAUCUCAGAAAGUCAUGGAUGAAGUAGAGAAAGCACGAGCAAAGAAAAGAGAAGCAGAGGAAGUUUAUCGGAAUUCUAUGCCAGCUUCCAGCUUUCAACAGCAGAAACUUCGUGUCUGUGAAGUCUGUUCUGCGUAUUUAGGUCUUCAUGAUAAUGACAGACGACUUGCUGAUCAUUUUGGGGGUAAAUUGCACCUGGGAUUUAUUGAAAUAAGAGAAAAGCUGGAAGAAUUAAAGAGAGUUGUGGCUGAGAAGCAGGAGAAGAGAAACCAGGAACGUCUGAAACGAAGAGAAGAGAGGGAGAGAGAAGAACGGGAGAAACUGAGGAGGUCCCGAUCACAUAGCAAGAAUCCCAAAAGAUCUAGAUCCAGAGAGCAUCGCAGACACCGAUCUCGCUCCAUGUCUCGAGAACGCAAGAGGAGGACUCGAUCCAAGUCUCGUGAGAAACGCCAUCGCCACAGGUCCCGGUCCAGCAGCCGCAGCCGCAGCCGCAGCCACCAGAGAAGUCGGCACAGUUCAAGAGAUAGGAGCAGAGAGCGAUCCAAGAGGAGAUCCUCAAAAGAAAGAUUCAGAGACCAAGACUUAGCAUCACGUGACAGAGACAGGAGUUCAAGAGACAGAUCACCUCGUGACCGAGAUCGAAAAGAUAAGAAGCGGUCCUAUGAGAGUGCUAAUGGCAGAUCAGAAGACAGGAGGAGCUCUGAAGAGCGUGAAGCAGGGGAGAUCUAACUAGCUGUGUACAUAUCUUCAAUCCUUUAGCUUCCUAUGGAGUAUUCCAUGUAUGCUAUUGUUUAGUUUACAGCUGUUCAGGGGGGCAGUGAACAGUUCUAGACACCAAUCCAGUCAGCCUAGAUGUAUAGUAUCUAAUGAUCUGAACUGAACCUGUUUUCCUUGAUAAAGCAUAAAACUACAUCCAUAGUUUUUUGUGAACCUGAACAUAACAGUUCAUAUGAGAUACUGUUCUCUAUUCUUUCAAGUUAGGAGUGAUAGUGAAUGAAUUGUGUUAAUGCCUUGCAGUUUUUGAACAUUAGUAAAAUACUGUCUUCCUUUUUAUUCCAAACAGCAACAGCUUUAGGAAUUUUUUCUUUAUAAUUCUUCUUCCUUUGACUGUUGUAUCUUCUAAUACCUGUGCCUCCAACUGUAAGGGAAAAGGGUGAAGGGAAGCAGUAUAACUUCUUUUCUAAGGUUCUGUUCACACUGGUUAUUAGUUGGUUAACAGUUGAGCUUCUCUACUAGCCGUGUGCUGGAGAAAGUUAAAUAUGGGGCUGUCUUGUUUGGGGCCUUUUAUUAGAGUUGGAAGUUGAACAGCUAUUGCAUUACAUACUUUUGCUUUUAUAUUGAAACUUUGAAAUCAGACUUGUCUUGAUUUUUUUUUUUUUCUGGUUAAACUGCUGUGUUCAGUAUAUCGAGGGGGGAUGGGGGCAGGGACUGUUUCAUAAUAACACUUGUUUUGUGUGUGUGUGUGUAUGUAUGUGGAGUUUAAAGACUAUAUACUCUUAACUGUAAAAAAAUAAAAUGAAAAGAAUCACCACCACCACUGUAACUUGUUUAGUAAGUUGUCACUAGAACUAUUUGCUGUGGGUAUUUUCCUCUAUAUUGUAACAUCCUUAACAGUGCUUUCUAUACAAGGCACCAAAGGAAGUAAAUAUUUAACUGUGGAUUCCAGGUGAAGUGUUGUUCCACCCAAAUCUUUUGUUGACUAUACUAUACUACUUUAAAGCUGUAUUUAACAGCUUCUGUAAGGAAAGAUUGGACUUGUAGAAGCAACUAAGAGUUGCUCGGUUUGUAUUUCUUAAUUGCUAAGCCUGAAUAAAAACAAUAUAUAACUAACAUAUUGAAACCAGCA